AUGCGCCUUCCAUAUGUUCAAGAUCCUCCCCCAACCAGCACACCAGAUGAAGCACGAAUCCUCGCCGACGUUCAAGCACGGCGAGAACCGAAUCCUCUCCUGCCCCUCGACCUAGCUCUCUUACACUCCUUUCCAAUAGCAGAGGGAUGGAACUCAUUCUUCGGUGCAAUCAGAACUCAAACAAGCCUGUCGACUAUAGUUCGCGAGCUGGCAAUCUGCCGUGUCGCAGUUGUCAAUGGUGCUUUGUUUGAAUGGGAACAACAUGCUCCCUUGUUGCAAGAAGGUGGGAUGAAGGAUGAAACAUUGGAGAUUAUUAAAGAUUCUCAAGCAAACUUUGCAGAUGAGUCUUUCUCCUCGGCUCUUAGCCCUGAGCUAAGGGUCGUGAUAUGUUAUACGGAUGCUAUGACGAAGGCGAUCAAGGUGCCGGAUGAAGUAUUCGAAAACUUGAAGAGCUAUUUUAAUCCUCAAGAGGUUCUUGAGCUUACUACAACGAUUGCAGGAUAUAACUGUGUUAGCCGGAUAUUGGUCGCCUUGGAUAUUGGCGAGAGAAAUCAAGGUGCUGGGAGCUGGUUCAGAUAA
Molecule: messenger RNA, 579 nt
Organism: Penicillium atrosanguineum
Lineage: Eukaryota; Fungi; Ascomycota; Eurotiomycetes; Eurotiales; Aspergillaceae
Product: carboxymuconolactone decarboxylase family protein
Exons: 1
Coding region: 1-579 (192 amino acids)
Molecular function (GO): peroxiredoxin activity
Source: RefSeq, a predicted model, not a curated record